Closterium sp. Naga37s-1 is the source of this 3723-nucleotide messenger RNA. Lineage: Eukaryota; Viridiplantae; Streptophyta; Zygnematophyceae; Desmidiales; Closteriaceae. The record is from the annotation of a GenBank genome assembly.
AUGCUCAAACCGGAGGAGCUAAAAGCGAAUUUCGAGGAGGAAGCGCCCGCGAGCGCGCGAGAGCCGGCGCGAUAUGCGCGCAAUUUCCUCGAGUACUGCUGCUUCCGCGCGCUGGCCGUGGCGACGCAGGUGACGGAGCACCUCAAGGACAAAGACUUCCGGCGGUGGACGUUCGACAUGAUGCUCGCGUGGGAGGCGCCGGGAGCCUCGAAUCAGCCCACGGGACAGAUGGACGUGGAGAGCAGCGUGUGCAUGGACGCGUUCGCCCGCCUCGCCCCAGCCAUCCCGCUGGUGGCGGACAGUGUGACGGUGCACGCGCUCUUUGAGCUGCUCACCGACGAGUGCCAGGGCGGCCGCCUGCCCUUCGCCAUCUACAACAACUACCUCAGCGAGCUUGAAAAGACGGUGAAGACAAUAAAGAACUCCACCACUGGAGCGUUGGCAUCGGCUCUAGGGAUAGUGAGGGGCGAGGAGGCGGUGAUUGAGACGGACGGGCAGGCGACACAGCCGGUGCUGCAGCACAUAGGCGUCAGUGCCUGGCCAGGUCGGUUGACCCUGACGGAUUGCGGCCUAUACUUUGAGCCCAGCGGUGUCGUCUCAUACGACGCAGCAAAGAAGUUUGAUCUGGCAGCGGACCUCCACCAGACAGUGAAGCCCGACCUCACAGGCCCGUGGGGGGCGAAGCUGUUCGACAAGGCCAUCAUGUACAAAUCCCAUGCCAUAUCCGAGCCUGUGGUUCUGGAGUUUCCCGAACUGACCGCACACAUGCGGAGAGACUAUUGGCUGUCCAUCAUCCGCGAAAUCAUAGCCGUCCAUUCCUUUGUCCGGACCUACAAGCUAGAAGGCCCCGCUCGCAGGCAGGCUAUAGCUAAAGCCGUGAGGGGUAUAGCGCGACUUAAAGCCGUGUGGAGCUUACAAAAGGCUCUCCCUACAGCGCCAGAGAGCCUCCUAACUUUCAUUGCUGCGGACGAGCUUCCGGGCGGGGAUAAAAUCUUGCGGGCCAUGGCGGGCGUGCUUAAGGCGGACUCGGGCAGCCCGAAAAAAGAACGGGAGCAGCUGGAGAAGCUAGGGGAGUUGGCUGCUGCAGCUGUGAGAAAUGCCGGGUUUGGGAGUGGAGGGGGAGGGGGAGGAGGUGGGGGUGGAGGGGGGGGAGGCGGAGGGAGAGGUGGAGGGGGCGGGGGAGAGGAGGAGGGUGGGGGAGCCGGAGGAGUAGGUGGUGGGGGGGGAGGGGGGGGAGGAGCAGGAACAGCAGGAGAAGUAGGAGGAGUAGCAGCAGCAGGAGGAGCAGCAGCAGGGGUAGUAUCGAGCAGAUGGCAGCAAGGGGGCAGUGCAGCAGCAGCAGCAGUAGCCGCAUUUCUCCCCGGCACAGCAGGGCUAAUGGGCGGAGGAGGAGCAGGCGCACUGGGAGUGGGUUCAUGCCCGUCUAUGCCUGUAGGGGAUGUGCUUGUAGGGGAGAUGACGGCUCUUGAACGGGCGGUUAAGAACUCGAGAGACAAGUCGAGUAAAGUGGCCAAGGCGAAGAGAUCGGUGGAAGAAGUGAAGGUGGAGGGCAUUGGGACGAACGUGGCUCUCAUGAAGGAGCUACUAGUGCCAGCCAUGCUGCUAGGGCAGUGGUUCCAGUCGUUAGCCUCAUGGGAGGAGCCUAUCAAGACCAUGGUCUUUCUAGCCUUUGCACUCUACAUCAUCUACAAGGACUGGCUCGGGUACGUCAUCCCGUUCCUCCUCCUGACCAACGCGGUCAUCAUGAUGUGGCUCCGCUUCGUGCAACAGUCCGACAGACGCCGCCCGCCGAACCGGAGAAACGAGGUGGUGGUGAUCACGCCGCCCAAUCAGAGCGCCGUGGAGCAGCUGGUCGUGCUUCAGGCUGCUCUAGCUCAGGUGGAGGCGGCCAUCCAAGCCCUCAACAUCGCACUCCUCAAAGCACGAGCGCUAGCCCUCUCCGAGCUCCCAACAGCCACAGACGAGCUAAUAGCCGUCCACAUAGUCCUCGCCAUCCUUCUCGCCAUUCUCCCGGUGCGGGUCGUGGUGCUGCUGGUGCUAGGCGACGUGUUCACACGAGAAAUGGAUUCAGGAAGUGGAUCUGACGAAGCCGAGGUUGGCGUAGAACCGUCGGAUGUAGGAGGUGAUGAACUGCGAUCCUCGGCUGCGGAUUUCGAGGCGAGUCAAAACGGCGCUGCUGGGAGUCGUUCGUCGGGAGGAGGCGCGAAGGCGGAAGGAGGAGAGUCUGCGCGGGGAAGGGAGUCAGAGCGGGGAGGCGCAAAGGCGGGGGAGGGAGAGCAGGCGGGGGAGAAGCACUUCGCGGGGGAAGGGGAGGCGGAACGGGGAGGGGAGAACGAGCCGGGGGAGCAGGGUGGAUUUAAAGACGCGCUCAGCGACUUGGCGGCGGGGACUGGCGGAGAAGCGGCAGCGGGUGAAGAGGCGGAAGAGGUGUUCGAGGAUGCGCUGACAGAAGAGGAGCUGCGCAAGAAAGCUCUGGCAGAAGCAGAGGCGAUUAAAGCGAGGGGGAACGAGGAGUACAAGCGCGGUGACUAUAACGCAGCGCUGGAGAGCUACAGCAACGCACUGGCAGCAGCGCCUGGGGCGGAACAUGCAGAGGCGAAGGAGGCCCGGGCCAUCUACCAUGCCAACAGAGCCAUGUGCCACCUGCAGCUGAAUGAGUAUGAUGCAUGUGUGACAGAGAGCACAGCAGCCAUGGAUUUGAAGCCGGAUUAUGUGAAGGCGAUCAUGCGACGGGCCCAGGCAUGGGAGAAGCUGGACAAGCUUGAAGAGGCGCUGGGAGAUUAUAAGAAAGUGUUGGAAGUGGACAAAACCAACGCACAAGCCAGAUCAUCUGUCAGGCGACUGGAGCCCAUUGUUGAAGAGAGGAGGGAAAAGCUCAAAGAGGAAAUGUUGGGAGCUACAGGAGAAUUUACCAAGAACCUUCUUCUUAAGGACAAGAAGGGUCGGCUCAUUCUCAUCUCAGCUCUCACAAAGACCAAAAUCGACCUCAAGCUGCUGUCGCAGAGGCUGGGACUGGGCAAGGGAGGAUUGCGCAUGGCACCAGACGAGAACCUCACCACCGUGCUGCAGGUGCCUGCUGGCUGCGUCACCCCUCUGGCCCUUUUCAACGACUCUGCCAAAGACGUUGUGUUGUUGCUGGAUCAAGGUUUCACCUCCCAACUGCACCUGCUCUUCCACCCUCUCUCCAACGAUGCCACUGUUGCGUUGACUCGAGAGGCGUUUGAGUCCUUCCUUGGCUCUGUUGGUCGCUCUGAGCCGGCUUAUGUGGACCUUGAGGCCAACGUGGUGGUGGGCAAGGAUCAACCGCCCGACCUCGCUGCCCUUCUCCCCGCUGCCACCACUGCUGCUGCAGCUUCAGAUUCCGCCUCUGCACUUACGAAUGCUGGUACCAGCACUACCAGCGGUGCCAGUGCCAGCUCUAAUGCUGCUGGCAGCAAUGCGCCCAAGGCCGGUGCUGCUGCAGCAGGGAAGGGCAAGUCAGGUUCUCAGAAGAAGACAGCGGCUGCCGUACCAAAGGGGCCACCGGGCGAUGACGUGGCAACUUGCACGACACGGAUCUUGGACAUGCUGACAGAGCACAUGAAGAAAUGUAGUGGUGAUUCUGCGACUGCGGAUCAAUCUUCUAGUGCCAGCAAAGCCAAUGAGGAGCUUGCUUUGAAUCUUCAGCACACCCUGGUACGGAUUAUAUUCGACGACACUUUCCAUUUCAUGCCUUUAUGCUAG